Molecule: messenger RNA, 1332 nt
Organism: Protopolystoma xenopodis
Lineage: Eukaryota; Metazoa; Platyhelminthes; Monogenea; Polystomatidea; Polystomatidae
Source: the annotation of a GenBank genome assembly
UUACGUGAGUCAAAAUCGGCUUGCUUAUCUCUCGAAAAGGAGCUGGAGUUGGCCAAGAUCCAGGUUUCUAGUCUUGAAGCUGUGCUUAAGAUUCAGGAACAACAGCUUUGCCGUUCUGUUUCUACUGAAAUGGCUGCGACUUCAAAAGUUACAUCUCUGACGAAAGCUGAGGAUCUCUUUGUUCGUCGAUCACUUCCCUUUAUAACGCAGUACAAUUCUACGAAAUCCCCAUCUUCUACUCUGACCGGCUUGCUGACUGCCUGGCGUAAUCAGGUGCUCCGACUGCUCGUACAACGUGAGGUGGCUGCACUGGCAGCCCAUCAACAUCAGGCUAAUGAAAGACUACUUCGUGAGUCCGUGGAAAUUGCGAAACUCACUGACAAUGCCGACUACGAUGCCGGCGAAGCGUUUGGGAAUGUACCCCGUCCACGGUUCAACUUUGAAAAUGAUCAUGCAGACAAUGAACUCCGGACCAAGUGCGUUCCUCUAAGUCUUCCUACCAAUAUUACCAAGUUUGCCGAAUCUCGCGUUGCUCAACUAACUACUCAGCUAUCGACUAUGCGCGACGAUAUGCGAUGUUUGAAGUCCGCUUGCAACUCCCUUUACAAGGAGACCUUUAUGGGACUUGAUACGCUGAUGCGCCAGCUCGGACUGGCUGGCUUGAUGCAGAAGCCCUCUAUGGAGUCAAGCGACAGACGGAACACUAAUCAAAACGCUAUUAAACCCGACCUUAAACAGUCACAAGACAGAGCCCGAGUCCACCUCAGAAUGGCACAUCCUACCCAUGCUGAAACAGAAUGUCAAUCUGAAUCGGAAACAGACAAUUUACCGAAUCCUGGUUCAACUCCAUCGGUAGUGAGCAAUUUGCUAAGUCUCUCUAGGCUAGGGCAUAUAUCUUAUUCACAACAGACCCCUUUUAUGUCGCUAGUUUUGCACAGGCUUCGUGAGCUCGAUCGUCGACUAGCUUUUGCCUGCCAACGCCUUCCUAUGCUCAGUAUCCAAAUGGCCAGAUAUCGCCGCAACUCAGCCAUGGCAGCAAUCUCAGCCAAUGGGGACUUCAUCUCACGGUCCUCACGAGCCUGCCAAACGGUUGAAUCGUCUUCUCCUAAUAUUAUGGAAUCCUUGUACGGCUGGCAUUCAGAAACAGAUAAUGUGGUCAGUGGAUUAGGACCAUUGGCUUUUGAGGAACUUAAGUCGAUUGCUCGUCAAGCUGAACUAGAGGCAGCCAAGGCGGCAAGAGAACGCGAGAUUGCCAUAAGGCAGUUGGAAGUAGAUACCAAAACUUUUAAUGAACGCGUAGAUGCUGUUCGCGCUAGUGGUGAGUCUCGUUAA